This is a messenger RNA of Aspergillus pseudotamarii, 930 nucleotides long. Its product is annotated as putative mitochondrial protein sorting (Msf1). The transcript is spliced from 2 exons. Lineage: Eukaryota; Fungi; Ascomycota; Eurotiomycetes; Eurotiales; Aspergillaceae. The coding region runs from base 116 to 688 and encodes 190 amino acids. The record is from RefSeq and is a predicted model, not a curated record. Gene Ontology annotation, biological process: phospholipid transport. Gene Ontology annotation, molecular function: phosphatidic acid transfer activity. Gene Ontology annotation, cellular component: mitochondrial intermembrane space.
GCGCGCUACGCGCUUUUUUUUUAUCGCCGUUUCAUCCAUUGCACAAUACUCCUGCCCCUCCCCGGCCCGAUUCAGAAGCAGCAGCGGAAAUCUUUCAUCAAUCCCACUGAUCGAAAUGAAGGUUUUCUCCUCGACUUGUACUUUCGAUUACUCUUGGGAGGAGGUAUCAGCGGCGAACUGGCGCAAGUACUGCCCGUGGAAUGACAAGUCCACACAUGUUGUGGCUGUAGAUACAUUAUCCCGGUCUGUCGACUCAGAAACUGGUAUCUUGCGCACAGAGCGUCUUAUCACAUGUGAUCAAUCAGUACCGCAAUGGGUUCUUUCUCUUUUCGGAGGAAGCGCUACUUCGCAUGUUUACGAGAUUUCCUACGUUGAUCCGAAAUCGAAGAAAGUUAUAAUGUGCUCGACCAACCUCACAUGGUCCAAUGUUCUGAAUGUUCAAGAGACUGUCACCUAUCAACCAUCCUCAGCGAAGCCGACUUGUACCACGAAUUUCAACCAGGAAGCAAAGAUCACUGCACUCUGCGGCGGGUGGCAAAAGAUCAAGAAUAAGGUAGAAGAGGCAAGUGUGGAGAGAUUCAGUCAAAACGCCAAAAGGGGUCGAGAAGGGUUUGAGGCCGUUCUUGAAAUGAGCCGACGGGUAUUCGGUGAACAACGUGAGCGUGAGAACGACAAACUUCAGUCAUGACUUGUCCAGUGUUCUAUAUCCAUGCAAGUCUGGAAUUCAGCACUAUAAAAUGGGGCAAUUGCAUAUACCGGCGUCAUUUCUGAUUGUUUCCAAGCGUAGGGUGCAAUUUGGCGUUCUUAGUCGUGUUCUGUUUCUUAUGAUUCCUCUUUUUUCCCUUGUUGGCGGCAUGGCUUGAUUUGGCUUGUUCAAUACUUAUCGAUUGUUUGACUAGCGAUGACUGACUGUAUGGUUAUAACGCACUG